Messenger RNA from Drosophila biarmipes, 6128 nucleotides. Its product is annotated as serine-rich adhesin for platelets. Gene Ontology annotation, cellular component: extracellular region. NCBI's taxonomy places the organism in Eukaryota, Metazoa, Arthropoda, Insecta, Diptera, Drosophilidae. The coding region runs from base 8 to 5899 and encodes 1963 amino acids. Gene Ontology annotation, molecular function: chitin binding. The record is from RefSeq and is a predicted model, not a curated record. The transcript is spliced from 4 exons.
UUUUAAAAUGCAAGUUGUGAAAGUCCUUUGGGCUUUUCUUUGGAUCCUUCCUCAGGCCCUGGCAACGGAUUUAUGCGCAGGACAAUCGUUUGGAUCGAGAGCAGUCGACCUCGAAGAUCCCCAGUCGUAUUACCUCUGCUUAGGUUUUUUCGGCCAUAUAAAAAAAACAUGCGAAAACGGAUAUUUGUUUGAUAGUCAAACGCAGGGAUGUAUAAUUAAUAACCAGACAAGCCUAAAAAAGCUUCAAAGCCCAAAAAAGAAUGCGGAUAAAAACGAAGUUAGCAUCACACAAAAUGUGAACGUGGACAGACCACUAAUAUUUAACAUCUUUGGAAACUUCAACUUUUUUGCGAGUUUAUGGGGCGGCUCCGAGAAAACGACUCCCUUGCCACCGAAAACCAGCCAAAUUUCUCAACUGCACUUAAUUGGAGCUCAGGAAAUUGACCCGUUGUCUUCCAAAAACGCAACAUCAACUCCAUGGCCCCCAGAUGGUUCACAAGCUGUACAUUUCACACAGGAAACUAGCUCCAAAAAAUCUUUCUUCACUAUAUUAUCGUCGAAUCCUGCUAAAUCGAAAAACACUGGAAAUCGGUUGCCUACAGAAGUUUCCUUAGUAGGAAGCUUUGGCUCGGAAAGCCCCGUGUCUACGAAAUCUUCAACAAGUUCUAAAAUUCCCUCAAGCUCAAUCUAUCCAGAAUCAUCAACAAGCGUGACGGACGGUUCAUCCUCAGCAGCAGAAAGUUCCACGCAAUCAAGUAGCUCAAACUCGGAAAGUAGCUCGUCUACAGAAGGUUUCGUAGAAAAUCUAAUCUCAAUCUCGAAAAGUGCUUUCUCUACAGAAUCAUCAAUUGAGAUAGAUUUAAGUUCAGAGAGUUAUCCAAAAGUAAAAAGUGUCAGUUCUGAAAACCCCUUGUCUAAGAAAUCAUCAACGGAAGCCGUAGAUGAGUUUUCGUCAUCAAAAUCUUUACUAGGAAGUUCAAAGCUGGAAAGUGAGUUGUUCACAGGACCCUCAUCAGACAGUUCUAAGCAAGAUAAAAAAUCAAUAUCUGAAAAUCCGUUAUCCUCAACUACAGCAUCAUCAAAAGAGUCUUCAGUAGAAAAUUCAACACAAGAUAGUGGAUCAACCUCUGAAAAUUCGUUGUCCACAGAAUCUGCAUUGGAAAGUUCGACGCCAGGUGGUGGGUCUACCUCUGAAAGUCCGUUGUCCACAGAAUCUUCAUUAGAAAGCUCGACGCCAGAUAUUGAAACAAGCUCUGAAAGUUCGUUGUCCACAGAAUCAUCAUCAGACAAGUCUACGCCAGAUAAUGAAUCAACCUCUGAAAAUCCGUCGACCACAGAAUCAUUCGUAGAAAGUUCGACACCAGGUAUUGAAACAACCUCUGAAAGUUCGUUAUCCACAGAAUCAUCAGCAGACUCUUCAUCAGAAAGUCCGUUGUCCACAGAGCCUGCAUUGGGAAGUUCGACACCAAAUGGUGGGUCAACCUCCGAAAAUCCGUUGUCCACAGAAUUUUCAUUGGAUAAUUCGACGCCGAACGGUGGGUCAACCUCUGAAAGUCCGUUGUCCACAGAAUCAUCAGCAGAGUCUUCAUCAGAAAGUCCGUUGUCCACAGAGUCUGCAUUGGAAAGUUCGACACCAAAUGGUGGGUCAACCUCCGAAAAUCCGUUGUCCACAGAAUCCUCAUUGGAUAGUUCGACUCUGGAUGGUGGGUCAACCUCUGAAAGUCCGUUGUCCACAGAGUCUGCAUUGGAAAGUUCGACACCAAAUGGUGGGUCAACCUCUGAAAGUCCGUUGUCCACAGAAUCUUUAACAGGAAGUUCGACGCCAGAGUCUUCAUCAGAAAGUCCGUUGUCCACAGAUUCUGCAUUGGAAAGUUCGACGCCAAAUGGUGGGUCAACCUCUGAAAAUCCCUUGUCCACCGAAUCAGCACUGGAAAAUUCGACGCCAGAUCGUGGGUCUUCCUCUGAAAGUCCGUUGUCCACGGAGUCUGCAUUGGAAAGUUCGACACCAAAUGGUGGGUCAACCUCUGAAAGUCCGUUGUCCACAGAAUCCUCAUUGGAUAGUUCGACUCCGGAUGGUGGGUCAACCUCUGAAAGUCCGUUGUCCACAGAAUCUUCAUUGGAUAAUUCGACGCCGGAUGGUGGGUCAACCUCUGAAAGUCCGUUGUCCACAGAAUCUUUAAUAGGAAGUUCGACGCCAGAGUCUUCAUCAGAAAGUCCGUUGUCCACAGAUUCUGCAUUGGAAAGUUCGACGCCAAAUGGUGGGUCAACCUCUGAAAAUCCCUUGUCCACCGAAUCAGCACUGGAAAAUUCGACGCCAGAUCGUGGGUCUUCCUCUGAAAGUCCGUUGUCCACGGAGUCUGCAUUGGAAAGUUCGACACCAAAUGGUGGGUCAACCUCUGAAAGUCCGUUGUCCACAGAAUCCUCAUUGGAUAAUUCGACGCCGGAUGGUGGGUCAACCUCUGAAAGUCCGUUGUUCACAGAAUCUGCAUUGGAAAGUUCGACACCAAAUGGUGGGUCAUCCUCUGAAAGUCCGUUGUCCACAGAAUCUUCAUUGGAUAGUUCGACGCCGGAUGGUAGAUCUACCUCUGAAAGUCCGUUGUCCACAGAGUCUGCAUUAGAAAGCUCGACGCCAGAUAUUGAAACAACCUCUGAAAGUUCGUUGUCCACAGAAUCAUCAUCAGACAAGUCUACGCCAGAUAAUGGAUCAACCUCUGAAAAUCCGUUGAACACAGAAUCUUUUGAAAAAAGUUCGACGCCAGGUAUUGAAACAAGCUCUGAAAGUUUGUUGACCACAGAAUCUGCAUUGGAAAGUUCGACACCAAAUGGUGGGUCAUCCUCUGAAAGUCCGUUGUCCACAGAAUCCUCAUUGGAUAAUUCGACUCCGUUGUCCACAGAAUCCUCAUUGGAUAAUUCGACUCCGGAUGGUGGGUCAACCUCUGAAAGUCCGUUGUCCACAGAGUCUGCAUUGGAAAGUUCGACACCAAAUGGUGGGUCAACCUCUGAAAGUCCGUUGUCCACAGAAUCCUCAUUGGAUAAUUCGACUCCGGAUGGUGGGUCAACCUCUGAAAGUCCGUUGUCCACAGAGUCUGCAUUGGAAAGUUCGACACCAAAUGGUGGGUCAACCUCUGAAAGUCCGUUGUCCACAGAAUCCUCAUUGGAUAAUUCGACGCCGGAUGCAGAGUCUUCAUCAGAAAGUCCGUUGUCCACAGAGUCUGCAUUGGAAAGUUCGACACCAAAUGGUGGGUUAACCUCCGAAAAUCCGUUGUCCACAGAAUCCUCAUUGGAUAGUUCGACUCUGGAUGGUGGGUCAACCUCUGAAAGUCCGUUGUCCACAGAGUCUGCAUUGGAAAGUUCGACACCAAAUGGUGGGUCAACCUCCGAAAAUCCGUUGUCCACAGAAUCCUCAUUGGAUAGUUCGACUCCGGAUGGUGGGUCAACCUCUGAAAGUCCGUUGUCCACAGAGUCUGCAUUGGAAAGUUCGACACCAAAUGGUGGGUCAACCUCUGAAAGUCCGUUGUCCACGGAGUCUGCAUUGGAAAGUUCGACACCAAAUGGUGGGUCAACCUCCGAAAAUCCGUUGUCCACAGAAUCCUCAUUGGAUAGUUCGACUCCGGAUGGUGGGUCAACCUCUGAAAGUCCGUUGUCCACAGAGUCUGCAUUGGAAAGUUCGACACCAAAUGGUGGGUCAACCUCUGAAAAUCCCUUGUCCACCGAAUCAGCACUGGAAAAUUCGACGCCAGACCGUGGGUCUUCCUCUGAAAGUCCGUUGUCCACGGAGUCUGCAUUGGAAAGUUCGACACCAAAUGGUGGGUCAACCUCUGAAAAUCCGUUGUCCACAGAGUCUGCAUUAGAAAGCUCGACGCCAGAUAUUGAAACAACCUCUGAAAGUUCGUUGUCUACAGAAUCAUCAUCAGACAAGUCUACACCAGAUAAAGAAUCAACCUCUGAAAACCCUUUGACCACAGAAUCUUUAAUAGAAAGUUCGACGCCAGGUAUUAAAACAACCUCUGAAAGUUCGUUGUCCACAGAAUCCUCAUUGGAUAGUUCGACGCCGGAUGGUGGGUCAUCCUCUGCAAGUCCGUUGUCCACAGAGUCUGCAUUGGAAAGUUCGACACCAAAUGGUGGAUCAACCUCUGAAAGUCCGUUGUCCACAGAGUCUGCAUUUGAAAGUUCGACGCCAGGUGAUCGGUCAACCUCUGAAAGCCCGUUGACCACAGAGUCUUCAUUGGAAAGUUCGUCUUCAGAUGGUGGGUCAACCUCUAAAAGCCCGUUGACCACAGAGUCUUCAUCAGAAAUUUCGACACAAUGUAGUGGGCCAUCCUCUGAAAAUCCGUUGUCCACAGAAUCUUCAUUAGAAAGCUCGACACCAGAUAGUAAAACAACCACUAAAAGUACGUUGUCCACAGAAUCAUCAGCGGAGUCUUCAUCGGAAAGUACGACGCCAGGUGGCGGGUCAACCUCCAAAAGUCCGUUGUCCACAAGAUCAUCAACAGAAUCUUCAACAGAUAAGUCUUCUCCAGAUAUUGGACGAACCUCUGAAAAUCCGGUGACAACAGAAUCUUCAUCAGAAAAAACCACAGAAUAUAGUACAUCAAUCUCUAAUAACCCGUUAUCCACACAAUCAUCGACAGAGAGUUCGUCGGAUAAGUCGACGCAAGUUAGUGGAUCAAGCUCUAAAAGUCCAUUGACCACAGAAUCAUCAUCAGAUACUUCGACGGAAGAAAGUAGAUCAACCUCUGAAAAUCCGUUAACCACAGAAUCAUCCACAAAACCAUCAUCAAAAAGUUCGACGCAGGGAAGUGUAUCACGCUCUCCUCGCCCGACGUCUACAAUAACAGAUAGCUCCACAGCAAAUAGUAUUUUAAGCUCAGCGAAUCCAUCGACGUUACAACCUUCAACAGGUACCACUUACAUCAAAACGCCGUCCUCAACACCUUCAUCAGCAGAAAGUUCAACGGGAAAAAAUACUUUAAGCACUAAAAGUUCAACGGAGAAUGUCAUCUCAAGUUCACCAUCUACACUAAGUUCUACAAAAAUUACCACCGAGAAGGGCGGAGGAUCCACUGGUAAGCCGUCCACUGUCACCACACCGUGCACCCGAUUCCCAACUCCACGGAGUUCAACAACUACAACUCAAAGAAACAACGUUUGCUUCACUAGAACAGCACCGUGUACCAACGGAAGAAGUCCAAAAAGUUCGACGCAGGGUAAGCUCGGUAGAACAUCAACUUUAGAACACCCUACACGAAGAACUGAAAGUCACCAAGAAGAAAGAACUGAUUGCAGCAACUUGCCCAAUGGAGUCUUCCUGAGGGACGCCCAGUCAUGCAAUAAGUAUUAUGUCUGUCUGAAUGGAAAGCCGAUUCCCGGCCACUGUCCCAGAAACCUGAACUUUGACAUCAAGAGGAAGGUUUGCAAUUUUCCCAGUUUGGUAGAUUGCUCUAUCGAUGAGGUUCUGGAAUCUGUUACGGAACCCUCGAAACCGGAAUCUGCUCCCGACUGCAGGUCACUUAAAAAUGGAGCUUAUGUUCGGGAUCCAAAGUCAUGCAGUAAGUUCUACGUCUGCGCCAAUGGACGGGCUAUAUCUCGACAGUGCCCUAGGGGUCUGCACUUUGACUUGAAGUCAAAUUUUUGCAAUUACCCGAGCCUGGUUCAGUGCUCAAUAGACGAGGUCCAGGCCGAUUUACAUGAGGCAUCACUGGCAGAUGGAGUACCGGAUUGCAGCAAAGUGGAAGAGGAGACAACAUUCGGAGACGUCAAUCAGCAUAAUAGGUAUUAUGUUUGCCUAAAGGGGAAGGCUGUUUUGCACUACUGCAGUCCCGGAAACUGGUUCGAUCUCCGAAGUGGGAAAUGUGUCGAUGAGCGACUGGCUAAGGUGAAAGAACCAAAGCAGCUUUGAAUAUAGGUGACGUGAUCUUUAACCUAGUUUUACGAAUUUGGUGAUGGGGUUUAUUCAUAUAAAAAUAUAAUGGGUGAAUGGGAAAAAUUAGAUGUAUCAUAUUAUCUUAGAGUGGUUACUGACUCAAAAGUUACAAGCAAACUUUAUUACAACCUAGCCAGUUAAAGAGUGAAGUGGAAAUCCUUGAUUUUUCUUCGACUUAUUAAGCAAAUAAAAUACUUACAAACUA